AUGUUUACUGAUUUCUCAAUCAUGCCUGAAAUCGAACACUCUGGUUGUGUGGUGGAUUUACUAUCCAAGGCUGGAUUUUUAACACAAGUUGUUGAGUUUAUAAACAAAAUGUCAGUGAAAGCGGAUGUUGUUAUAUGGACCACUUUACUUGGUGCUUCCAAAGUUUAUAAGAAGGAGGAGGUUGGAGAGCUUGCUCUUGAAGAGUUGGUCAAGCUUGAACCGAGAAACCCUUCGAACAUAUAUGGAGAUCUCGGGAGGCCUGUGAUGCUGCGAGGCUAA
Messenger RNA from Microthlaspi erraticum, 279 nucleotides. NCBI's taxonomy places the organism in Eukaryota, Viridiplantae, Streptophyta, Magnoliopsida, Brassicales, Brassicaceae. The record is from the annotation of a GenBank genome assembly.